AUGCACGUCGACGCGGUCUUGCGGCAGCUCUCGGUCGCCGAGGUGCAGAAGCUCCUCGAUGCGACCCGCCGGGAGAAGGAGGCCAAGGAGAAGGAGAUGCAGGCCAUGGGCGGCUCCCGCUACCACGACCUCAUCGAAUCCGCCGACCAGAUCGUGAGCAUGCACGAGGCCUCGAUGCACCUCGAGCACGCCCUCGGCGACAUGCCAAGACUCUGGAAGCAGCUCGAGACCUGCGUGGAUGCGAUCGUCGAGCGCCAGCCAACCGAAGCCUCGGCGCCGAUAUCGGUGGGCGAGGACCCGCUCGAAGAAGAUGAUGUCCACGUCAUCGUCGCGGCCUCGGAGCGCAUGUGGGCGGCGAUGGAGCGCGGACGGCCUCUCGAAGCGUAUGCGACGUACCAUCAAGUUCAAGCCGCACAUGAACGACUCUCACCCGAAAUGCUGCAUGACAAAGCCUUUCUCGCCCUCGAUCUGCAAGCCAUGCACGACUUUCCCAAGCGGAUCGAGGAAUGCGCCCACGCAUGUCUGGCCGUGCCCAAGCAGCGCGUGAGCUUCUAUGCAGACGCGUUGCGCACGCUCGAGCAGAUGGCGCCACAGCAGAGUCGUCUCGCGCUCCUAACGACCUUCCUCUCUGGCCGAACCAAGGCGGUGGAGGCGACAGUGGCCCGCGAGUCGUCCCCGCAGUCGAUCGUGCUGCGGCUCUUGCACAUUGUCCUCUCGUCGCUCUCGCACGUUGACGCACUCUUUCUGGACUCGACGUCGACCGUGCGCUUGCUGCCCGCCGACGAUGGCAGCACCGAGAAGGCGCUGGCAACCGCUGCGUCAAGCUGGCUACGCUCGGCCAUCGAAACGCUGCGCCAUCACAUUCUCGCUUUGCUCGAGAUGAGCCGCGACGUGACGACACUGGGCAACAUCCAGUCUCGACUCCAGCGCUGCGUCGACAAGUACACUGUGCCGUUGCCGCUGCUUCGUGACGCCAUGGCCGUCACAAAGACGAACGAGGAUGACGAGUCGUCCGUGUGGACCCUUUUGGCGGACGAUCUCUUCGUCCGAAAGACGCAGGCGCUCUUCCAGGGCGCGCUGGACGACGCAGGAAGCACGUUUCGCCACACACUGCUGCAUGUGCCGAGCGAAGCGAGCGUGCAAGCGUUUGUCGACGCGCUCUCAGCCAUGCUUGCGCAAGCAGACGGGUCAUUGCACGCCGUGCUGCAUGAAGGCAUGUUGCGCCUGCUCUUUGACCUCGUGGGGUUUCUAGAGACACGCGUGGCCGCCUCGAUUGCGAUCGUUGAGCUGUGCUUGACACUGCAGAUGUCGCUGCAGGCGUUGUUUGCAUCGGUGUCGUCGUCACCAUCGUCGUCACUGGCCUCGUUGUCGGAGGCGUCGAUCCGCGCUGCGGUGGCACCGCACGCCACCGAUGGAAACGUGCCCGCUGCGAGCUUGGCCAGUAUCUUUUCGACGCUCGCGCUGGACCAGCAUCCACCCUCGCCGCUUCUCAGUGCGCUUCUACCACCCGACUAUGGCGCCACGUUGACCCAAGUUGUCUUUCUCUGCCAUGUACAGCAGCGCCAUGGUCCGUCAACGCUCGUGACUGCUGUGUUUGAGGUGCUGGCCAACGAAGUGGGCUCCGUGUGGGCCCACCGGGCGGUUGCCGACGCCACACAACCCGUCGUCGCCGCGCUUCGGGAUCAGUUUUACGGCUAUUCGAACGAGGACUGGCGACGCGUUCACCAGCCGUUCUGGGUAUCUGUGGCCGUGCCCACCGACGACGACGACGACGACGAGACCGCGGGAGGUCUUGGACACGUGUGGCUGCCGUGGUCGGAGACGCCAGCGAUUGCGCAUGCACUGUUUACACUGCAAGCCUCCAUGCCCCGGUGCACGCAACCGGCGGUUGACACGAUCCUCAAGGCGCAGCUCCGGUCGCACGUGCUCGGGUGGACGUUUGACGUGCUGGCGUCGCGCGUCGCGUCGCUCGCGGCGGCCAAACCGCCAAAGCCGCCGCUCGACUUUGGCCAAGCGGUCGCGCUUCAGAGCAUCUUUGAUGUUUACUUUGUGCGGCUCUGCAUCGGCGACGCGGACUUCGCACGCUUUGGGUGGGGCGACGCGAUCGCGCACGCCGGGCUCCAAGCGCUCGUGACCGACCUCGUCCACGACUGGAUCGACCCCGUCGACUGGGAGCUCUACGGCCCACCCCUCGUCGAGAACGUCGUCGCACAGUUCCAGACAUCGCGACUGCUGCUCUCGGGGCUCGCGACGUCGUCGGUCGUCUCGGGCGCCAAGGUGCUUCCGCGGGAAUCACCGCUGUUGGAUAUGGCGCCGCCAGCGCCUCGCUUUGCGCUCUUGCCAGUGCCAUCCCUGAAACCGGCACCGCGCCUGCCGACACCUGUUCACGUGCGACCGCCAUCGCCCAAGGUACCCCAGCAACGGUCGUCGAUCCAGUCGCUCCUCUCCACCUCGGGCUCGUCGCUGCUCGGGUCGGCGGCCGCGGCCAAAGGCAUUUCGCUCCUCUCGACAUACCUCCAACCGACCAAAGAGUAGUACGAAUCAUC
Saprolegnia parasitica CBS 223.65 is the source of this 2546-nucleotide messenger RNA. RefSeq lists its product as hypothetical. Gene Ontology annotation, biological process: intra-Golgi vesicle-mediated transport. The record is from RefSeq and is a predicted model, not a curated record. The transcript is spliced from 6 exons. Gene Ontology annotation, cellular component: COG complex; Golgi apparatus. NCBI's taxonomy places the organism in Eukaryota, Oomycota, Saprolegniomycetes, Saprolegniales, Saprolegniaceae. Bases 1 to 2535 code for a protein of 844 amino acids.